This is a messenger RNA of Aphanomyces invadans, 306 nucleotides long. RefSeq lists its product as hypothetical. The record is from RefSeq and is a predicted model, not a curated record. The transcript has a single exon. The coding region runs from base 1 to 306 and encodes 101 amino acids. Lineage: Eukaryota; Oomycota; Saprolegniomycetes; Saprolegniales; Verrucalvaceae.
AUGCGAAAAUUGGAGCUCGAAGAAAAGCGCUAUGAACUUGACAAAGCUGAACGUGAAGCUCGCUUUGCCUUGGAGCAGCAGGAACGACAACUUCAGUUUGAAAUCAUGAAAGGCACGUUGGAAACCCCGAUGUGGAUGACCUUGCUGGGCACAAUUUACUACGGAGUCGCCGAUCACAUUAGUGCCAUACAACCGAAACAGAAGCCAGUGGGUGGUUACCUUGACGCAGACGACGUCUUUCGCAAUCGCCGCGCGUCUCUGCGGUCCGUGUUCUGGUGGAGACCUGCUUUAGGCCCCUCUGUCUGA